Gavialis gangeticus (Gharial) is the source of this 2038-nucleotide messenger RNA. It is a transcript of the gene SLC25A20, whose product is annotated as solute carrier family 25 member 20. The coding region runs from base 1 to 894 and encodes 297 amino acids. Lineage: Eukaryota; Metazoa; Chordata; Crocodylia; Gavialidae. Gene Ontology annotation, molecular function: O-acyl-L-carnitine transmembrane transporter activity; low-density lipoprotein particle binding. Gene Ontology annotation, cellular component: mitochondrial envelope. Gene Ontology annotation, biological process: positive regulation of neuron projection development; mitochondrial transport; carnitine transmembrane transport. The transcript is spliced from 9 exons. The record is from RefSeq and is a predicted model, not a curated record.
AUGCUUGGGGCCCCGUGGGACGUCCGUGGGGGAGCCAGGGGCUCAGCUCCAACAGGCUGGCGCCCUACGCACUGGACAAGCUGUUCGGUCCAGGUCAGACUACAGACCCAACCAAAGCCACAGGCUGGGCAGUCUCCACUCUAUUCUGGGACCUUUGACUGUUUCAGAAAGACUCUUGUUAGAGAGGGAGUUCGAGGCCUCUAUAAAGGAAUGGCAGCUCCUAUUAUCGGAGUGUCUCCCAUGUUUGCUGUGUGCUUCUUUGGAUUUGGCCUGGGGAAGAAACUCCAGCAGAGGAAACCUGAUGACAUUCUGACUUAUCCUCAGCUGUUUGCUGCUGGCAUGUUAUCUGGAGUGUUCACAACGGCAAUCAUGGCACCGGGAGAAAGGAUCAAGUGCCUUUUGCAGAUCCAAGCUGCAUCAGGUGAAAUUAAGUACAGUGGCCCAGUGGACUGUAUGAAGCAGCUAUAUCGUGAGGCUGGAAUUCGAGGCGUGUACAAGGGAACUGUGCUCACUCUCAUGAGAGAUGUUCCAGCCAGUGGAAUGUACUUCAUGACAUACGAAUGGCUGAAGAACACUCUGACCCCUGAGGGAAAGAGUGUCAGUGACCUCAGUGUGCCCCGGGUUCUCUUCGCUGGAGGCAUGGCAGGGAUCUUCAACUGGGCUGUUGCCAUUCCUCCAGAUGUGCUGAAAUCCCGCUUCCAGACUGCUCCUCCAGGAAAAUAUCCCAAUGGCUUCAGAGAUGUGUUGAGGGAGCUUAUCCGAGAGGAAGGUGUGUCCUCCCUGUAUAAAGGGUUCACAGCUGUUAUGAUCAGGGCCUUUCCAGCUAAUGCGGCUUGUUUCCUUGGUUUUGAAGUUGCUAUGAAGUUGCUGAACUGGAUUUUGCCAGGUCUGUGAAGACAAGGAAGUACCUCCUGGGGACUGAUGAGACAGAAAGAAGAAUGCAGCACUGAAUAAAAUGAAUAAUGAAUUGAGAAGCUCUAGGAAUUACUACUUGUCUAAUACCUUACCUCUAAUGCCUUACUUACUUACCCUCUGGACAGUGUGAUACGUGCCAUUCAGAAACUUAAGCCAUAACUCUGGAGAGAGCUCAUAAAGUGUUGGAGGUGUGAAAACACCUUGCACCUGAGCCAAACAUACCAUAGCAGUAAUGCUGCUAAUUGACAGCUCUCAUGUUAAACACACUUCUUUUAUGUACUUCCUCAUGGAAGCAGGGGAUAUUUUUAAGCUUUGAUUCUUUGUUUACUGAAGAAACAUUCAGCUGUUGUUGGUGAAAAACUUGAGAUCACAAUUAUUAGCCAAAGUCCACUUAAUUUUCAGGAUCUAGCAUAAUACCUAAUUGCACAUGUCAGUAUGAGAUACUAUUUUACAUUGGCUGUAGAUACAGUCUUUUCCUGUUGCCUUGAUGUAUUGAAGCCACAGCUGUUAGUAUAUUGACAGUGGUUUUAAUUUUAUGUACAUGCAAUGGGAGAAUAUAGAACUGAGCAGGCUUGUGUCCAGAAGCUACAAAUUCUGGGAGAUAGUGUGGGAAUUAUAAAGCACUGUGAAGGACCUUGCAUUGUGACAACCUUGAACAAAUUCAAGGCUAAACUGUAAAGCUGAGAGCAAACAUGAGUUAUGCCAAGAUUUCUUGGUUAAACCUGUAGGAAGCAUUCAACAGAGAAAGAUUAUCUGAUCUAACUGCUUCUCCAAAUUCCUUUGGAACUUCAUUCCAUACUGAAGCAGUUCUUGCAGCCUUGGUGUAUUUCAUGCAUUCUGGGACAUGGUUACAGACCCAAGAAGUACCAAGAUUUCCAAGUGGGAAAUGUGCAGAAUUCCCAUUCUGGUUUGCCUAGCAGGGAUAGUCAGGCACACAGUCAAUGUUUAACUUUUUUACUUCUGUUCCUCAACUCAGCUUGAAGAGAUUUUGUUGAGCACAAUCAAAUUUUGAGCUGAGAAAUGACUGAUAUAGGCAAAGGGAGACACUUUCUCAUUUGUUCUGGUUGUGAUGCAAUGAUCCUGUGUUAAUCAGAACUCAAUAAAGUUUACUACUGCUCAGCUA